GGGAGGAGAGCCACAACCACGUCGAGCAGAGAACACAGGUCCACAGCAAGCAGCAACACGUGCACACGUCUUUUUGUUUGUGUGCGAUUUUGCGUUCAAGACGAGAGACAAGACGAUGGCGAUGAUGUUGCUGAGGCGGAUGCGGGUGACCCUUGCUCGCCCGUUGCUCUGGCAGCACGCCCGCAGGACAAUGGCUGCCAAAGCGUUGCCUACCACGUGCCCCGGCGCCAACAUCAACGAAGGAGGCGAGGAUCCAGAGCUGAAGCCCGACGACCAGUACCCGGAAUGGCUGUGGUCACUGGCGGAAGCGCCCAAGACCUCUGCAGACUUUGACGCAUCAGACAAGUACCACUGGAGGAAACGCGGAAAGGAGCACUGCAAGGACGACAACACCCUCAGAAAGCAGGGUGCUCGCUAACUUGCAUCUUACCUUGCUCACUACCACACACACACACACACACACACACACACACACACGCCUUAUGCACAUAAGCAUCCAUUGUCUGCCCUGCUCUCUACUCUGCUCUGCUUUGCUUUGGUUCUUCUCGUGGUUCUCUGCUUUGUCUACCCAUCUCUGUGUUGCGUGCUCUCGUCAGCCAAUACAGACAGACGGAAGCAACAACAAGCCACUCGCUGCAUGAAGUCAGCCACCUCGCCUUUUUUGAGGGUUGAACGCACCCCCCCCCCACGUAUCUUGUGUUCCACGUGUGUACAGUCACCGCCGCC
Salpingoeca rosetta is the source of this 726-nucleotide messenger RNA. RefSeq lists its product as uncharacterized. The record is from RefSeq and is a predicted model, not a curated record. The transcript has 3 exons. Gene Ontology annotation, molecular function: structural constituent of ribosome. The coding region runs from base 116 to 418 and encodes 100 amino acids. Gene Ontology annotation, cellular component: mitochondrial large ribosomal subunit. Lineage: Eukaryota; Choanoflagellata; Craspedida; Salpingoecidae.